Rotaria sp. Silwood1 is the source of this 666-nucleotide messenger RNA. The record is from the annotation of a GenBank genome assembly. Lineage: Eukaryota; Metazoa; Rotifera; Eurotatoria; Philodinida; Philodinidae.
AUGGGUUGCAAUAUUAAGCUAUCAUUCUUCGUAUUCGUAACUGCAAUAAUUGCUACAAGCUAUUCUCUUACCAAACGUAAUAUUAUCUUACAGAAUCAUAUUGAUGAUACGCUUCAGGAUGAUCUGCGAUCAACAUCAUUACAUCCCAUUCUUUUUUGGAACCAAGUCGUGCUGCAAGCUUGUGCAAAUGAUUAUGAUAAAGUUGUAGUUUUCAGACCAGACCAAGAUGAUCCAGCAGCAACAGCGCGUGCCUUUGCUAUCAUUCAUAAUGCCAUGUAUGAGGCGGUGAAAAGUUUCGAUCGAAUCCAUCAACAUGUUACAGAAGGAAGUCGACCGUUGUCCAACGAUUCUAUUGCUAAACAAUAUGGAAUGAUUGCAUCUAUAAUAGAAGCUGCCUAUCAAACAUUGUCAUUCUUGUAUCCACAACAGCGUCCUCUUUUCGAUGCAAUCUAUCGAGCUCAUUUGUAUCAAAUAAGAAAUAAAACUAAUUCACAAGGUGAUAUAAACAUUGGUCUUAGCGUUGGCCAGUUAACCAGCUCUUUUAUGAUUGAAAAUCGAAAAUCGGAUGGUAGUUUUGGCAACGCUCUAUACACAACUCGCAGGCAACCCGGUUAUCAUAAACCUGAUCUGAUUCAUUCGAAAAAAGGUUUUCUAGGUGUUCACUAG